Vitis riparia (riverbank grape) is the source of this 2582-nucleotide messenger RNA. Its product is annotated as pentatricopeptide repeat-containing protein At1g14470. The coding region runs from base 204 to 2489 and encodes 761 amino acids. Gene Ontology annotation, molecular function: protein binding; RNA binding; zinc ion binding. The transcript has a single exon. Gene Ontology annotation, biological process: RNA modification. The record is from RefSeq and is a predicted model, not a curated record. NCBI's taxonomy places the organism in Eukaryota, Viridiplantae, Streptophyta, Magnoliopsida, Vitales, Vitaceae.
CAAGUACUUCUUUGGUAACUUAAAUUUUUCGAUAGCUCAAAGGGUUUUUGAUUCAAAGUUGGAAAAUGUACAAAAUCGUUGACAUUAAGCUUGAAUUUGUGGACAAAUUUCAGUACACCCACCAUCCUGAAAUGUAAGGUGUUGAUAGCAGUGUGUUAAAGGGCAAAUUUACCUGAAAAUAUGAGAAUGGUGAAGUUGAUGUGAUGCUAGAGUUGGGUAGCAUAGCCUCCAGAGUAGGCAACUUCAAUCAUCUUAGGCAGCUCCAUGCACAGAUCAUCCACAACUCCCUCCACCACCACAACUACUGGGUGGCACUGCUCAUCAACCACUGCACGCGGCUCCGUGCGCCAACCCACUACACCCGCCUCCUUUUCAACUCCACCCUCAACCCCAAUGUCUUUGUCUUCACCUCCAUGCUCAGAUUCUACUCCCACCUCCAAGAUCAUGCCAAGGUGGUGCUUAUGUUUGAACAUAUGCAGGGCUGUGGUGUGAGGCCUGAUGCGUUUGUGUACCCCAUCUUGAUAAAGUCCGCAGGCAAUGGCGGAAUUGGAUUUCAUGCUCAUGUGCUGAAACUGGGUCAUGGCUCUGAUGCCUUUGUUCGGAAUGCGGUGAUUGAUAUGUAUGCCAGGUUGGGUCCAAUUGGGCAUGCCCGGAAGGUGUUUGAUGAAAUUCCUGAUUAUGAAAGGAAGGUGGCGGACUGGAAUGCCAUGGUCUCUGGGUACUGGAAGUGGGAAAGUGAAGGGCAGGCGCAGUGGCUCUUUGAUGUGAUGCCUGAGAGGAAUGUGAUUACUUGGACUGCUAUGGUUACAGGGUAUGCCAAGGUUAAGGAUUUGGAGGCUGCCAGGAGGUACUUUGACUGCAUGCCUGAGAGAAGUGUGGUGUCCUGGAAUGCAAUGCUCUCGGGUUAUGCCCAGAAUGGGCUUGCAGAGGAAGCGUUGAGGCUGUUUGAUGAGAUGGUGAAUGCAGGGAUCGAACCUGAUGAGACGACGUGGGUCACUGUCAUUUCUGCAUGUUCAUCGCGCGGGGAUCCUUGCCUCGCAGCCUCACUUGUCAGGACGCUCCAUCAGAAGCGGAUUCAAUUGAAUUGCUUUGUCAGGACAGCAUUGCUUGACAUGUAUGCGAAGUGUGGGAGCAUUGGGGCUGCUAGGAGGAUUUUCGAUGAGCUGGGUGCGUACAGGAAUUCAGUAACUUGGAAUGCUAUGAUUUCUGCAUAUACGCGAGUUGGCGAUUUGGAUUCAGCCAGGGAGCUCUUCAACACUAUGCCUGGAAGGAAUGUUGUCACAUGGAACUCCAUGAUUGCUGGUUAUGCUCAAAAUGGGCAAUCUGCCAUGGCAAUCGAGCUUUUCAAAGAAAUGAUCACAGCCAAGAAGUUGACACCAGAUGAGGUGACCAUGGUGAGUGUUAUUUCAGCUUGUGGCCAUCUUGGAGCGUUGGAACUGGGCAAUUGGGUUGUGAGAUUCCUAACUGAAAACCAGAUCAAGUUGAGCAUAUCAGGACACAAUGCCAUGAUUUUCAUGUACUCUAGAUGUGGGAGCAUGGAAGAUGCCAAGAGGGUUUUCCAGGAAAUGGCAACAAGAGAUGUGGUUUCCUACAACACGCUGAUCUCGGGCUUUGCAGCUCAUGGCCAUGGAAUGGAAGCCAUCAACCUAAUGUCCACCAUGAAAGAAGGCGGCAUUGAACCAGACCGGGUAACAUUUAUUGGAGUCCUAACAGCAUGCAGUCAUGCAGGAUUACUAGAAGAAGGCAGAAAGGUCUUUGAGUCCAUCAAGGAUCCAGCUAUAGAUCACUAUGCAUGCAUGGUUGAUCUGUUAGGCAGAGUGGGUGAACUAGAAGAUGCAAAAAGAACGAUGGAAAGGAUGCCAAUGGAGCCGCAUGCAGGAGUUUAUGGGUCUCUCCUAAAUGCUAGCCGCAUCCAUAAACAAGUUGAACUUGGGGAGCUAGCUGCUAACAAGCUGUUUGAGCUCGAACCUGACAAUUCAGGAAACUUCAUUCUCCUCUCAAACAUAUAUGCUUCAGCAGGGAGGUGGAAGGAUGUUGAGAGGAUCAGAGAAGCAAUGAAGAAAGGAGGAGUGAAGAAGACAACUGGAUGGAGUUGGGUGGAAUAUGGCGGUAAGCUGCAUAAGUUCAUAGUAGCAGACAGGUCCCAUGAAAGAUCAGAUGAUAUUUACCAGCUACUGAUAGAACUAAGGAAAAAGAUGAGGGAGGCUGGGUACAUAGCUGAUAAGAGUUGUGUGCUGAGGGAUGUUGAGGAGGAAGAGAAGGAAGAGAUAGUGGGGACUCAUAGUGAAAAAUUGGCUAUUUGCUAUGCUCUUCUAGUGAGUGAAGCAGGAGCAGUGAUAAGGGUGGUGAAGAACCUCAGGGUGUGUUGGGAUUGCCACACUGCUAUUAAGAUGAUAUCAAAGUUGGAGGGAAGAGUAAUCAUUGUGAGGGAUAAUAACAGGUUUCACUGCUUCAAUGAUGGACUAUGCUCUUGCAAGGACUAUUGGUAAUAAGCAUAAUGACAGGUUCUUUGCUAUUGUGUUUUGUUUGGAUAGGCAAAUAAGACACCCUCGUAGAAGGGAAGUAUAGAAAGAGCCCAAAGG